UUAUAACCCAAAAAAUCUUCGCAGUUGCAGCAAUCGCAUCAGAUUGUGCGAAAUACUAUUUAUUUUUUAAAAUUUCGAUGGUUUUUGCAGAUAGUCGAACGUUUUUCUAAAAUGAACUAAUUGUUUAAGCUACCGUCGCAACAGUUUGCUAAAAUUUGCAGUGAUAGGUGUUUAUUUAGUAUCGUAAAAUGCACUAGAAAAAUUGGUUCGUGGCGAAUGGAUUUGUUGGCGAAAAAAGGAGCGUAAAAUUCGAAAUCGGGUGGUGCGGCAGUGGUGGUGGACUACGUAGGAAAUAAGAACAAAAAGCAGACGCAACACCACAACAGUGUGUCUAUCCAGAAGAAAAAGUGGGAAAAUACUGAACACGUAAUAAAUGCUGCAUUAUAGUUUCAGUCGGUGAACAAUGAUUACCAAAACUAGCAGACUGAAUAUUAGCAACAACGAAUCAAUCGGAGAUAGUUCCGCGGUUUCCAACUGCGAGCGAGAACCAUCGUUGAGUACGUCAUCCGAGCAGAGCAAUGAGGAGCCUUCAGCAGCUAAUACUUGCCAGCAAAACUCCGUUAUUUUAGAUUCGAAUUAUAUUGAGUCUAAGAUUAAAAGUUUACUUAACCAAGAGCAUGACAACGAAAGUGGGCCGAGCUCACCGACGGUUGAACCAGUAGAUACUAUCGAAACUGCACAUGUUUCAGCCUCUGUAAAUGAUAAGACGGAUCGUAUCACCGGUAUUCUUGCGGAAGAUAGUUGCAAUGCAGUGGAUAAUAAAAUUUCUUCCGGCGAGAGCGAAUCCAGCCAGUUGGUGGAGGUGCAUCCGGGAGAGCUAUCUUUCAAUGGGAAGAUUCGAAGUUUGAAUGGACCAUCGCCAUCCAGCAACUCGCAGUGCGAGUUGACCGAUGCCACCAAGGGGUUCGAAAAGGUACGCCGGGACAAGCUGAACGAAUCGUUUGAGAUAUUGACGAAAGAGAACAAUUCAUUGAUGCACUACAACAAUGAAAAAUCUCCGGAUCUCUUCGCCGACGAAGAUGACGACGAUGAAGAUGGUGGGAAUAAUAGUUGCCAGAUUGAUGCCAAGUCGGAAAAUGGUGAUGUGACGUAUUCUGAGAACGCCCUUGUCAAUAAUAGCACUAUUGUAUGUAUGAAUCCAGUAGAACACAUCGAGAGACAAAUUCUCAAGAAAUUACAGGCGUCCCUUUCGGGGGUCUUGCCUCCUCCGUCCGUGACGUAUUCUCGUAUCGAAAUUGGUCGAAUGGUCAGUCUCUACCAGCAACAUAAGGAUCGAUUGUGCUAUAAGGAAGAAACGACUGUGGAAAAGGCAACUAAGGUUGAAGAAAAUGAUGCAAUUUUGUCACCUGUUUGUCUGAACAAACCUACCCAUCCGCCAAAAGAGCUGCAUGAUCUGAAAUGGCCGGAACUUAUGAACGCGAAAGCUCACGGAAUCUACUACAACCAUUCCACAGUAACAGAAAAAAUUGAAUUACUUGGGCUGAAGUACGUCGAGAGGUAUAUUGGCUCGGAAACGAGCACCUCCUUCGAUACGUCGCGAGCACCUUCUAGUGCAAAGAAAAAGAACCUGUGGUCAAAACUGCUAAACCAAUCGCCAGGAAGCCGGUUAAGUCAUCUUGCCCGGCGACGAUCGACUUUCUCGUCGGCAAAUCUUCUGAAUAGUUCAACCGGUUCGGCGACGGCCGGUGCAUCGCUCUCGGGUAGCCAACGACGUUUGUGCAAUAGACAAAUCAUAGUCGAAAACAAGAGAUCGGAUAAUCGCCGGAAAAUUAAAGGACGAACACCAAAGCGGCGAACUCCUGGUCGACGGAAGACCCCGGGGUCGUCUGCCAAGAAGCGCACCCUCAGUUUACCGGUGUCUAAGGCGUCUCAGCAGCUCUCCAGAGAAGCACCCAAGCGAGCGUUGUUCCAAAGCCCACCCGAGGAAACGGCACCAAAAACCAGCCAACAGUCACCCUCAGCCAGUAGGCCUGCUUCCAGCAAAACUCAAAAAUUAAAGCGGGUUCUGUUUUCACCGCCCGUAAAGCGACGACUCACUUUGGCGUCCAGCAGCUGUAGCUCUAAGAUUGGAGCAACUUCAAAAAAUGUUACCAGUAGCAGUGAUUCCAGUGGAAUCACGAAUAUUUCUACGGGAGAAUCAGUGGAUUUGGGUUCCGGGGAAACCAAUCGUAAGAGGAAACGUCCCUUGGACGGAGAAGACGACGAUAGUUUAGUUCAGAAGCAAAAAUUAUUAAGGAGUGACUCGAUCAAGGAGGAAGAUCUAACUCCACGCUCGUUAAAGUUUCCUCGCAGUCAGAGCUUUUGCUUGGGUUCAAACUCAAAAAGCAACAAAAGUAGCACUUUGGAAAACAGUCGCAGUGGCAAAACAUUGGUACGAGCCAACUCUGAGUCGGUGACGCUAACGGAAAAUCAUAGAAAGAAACUUCUUUGGGCUGUGUCGCAAGCGUUGCAAACAAAGCAGAUAUCAAUGAAGCACGAGAACUUCAGAAAGUUUGCUUCCGUGUUGGCUCACGUGGUGAAAAAGUUGUUCCUCGAAUUCAACGACCACUCUGUUUCCAGUACUAGUGAGAAAAUGUUAAGGUUAGCCCAUAAGCAUCUGUUCGAUGUGCUGCAAGGUCAAACAGCGGAGGAUAUUUACCAACGGGAACGGACCCGUCUCCUGAAUGCGAAGAACCUCAUCAAACCGCACGGCUAUAUUUCACCGGAAGAAUACGAACGGUGCAAGUUAAAGCGCAGCAAAUCCACAUCCGUGUUCAUACUAGACAAUUCGAACGAUUCGUCGUUUGGAGCGGGAUCCUCCAGCAGUCAGCAACUGGUGCCUCUAAGUCAAAGCUCAUCGCUAUUUUCCCAGAGUUCGGAGUUCCUCAACGGGUUGUCCCAAUCGUCGGCCUUCCAGAACAGUCAAUCGAUGAUAACUGGCACAGACUCAUCGAAGAACACAAUUCUUCGGGAGAACAUCGACAGCGAACAGCGGCAAAAGUCGUCGCAGAAGCAAAUUUCAUUCUCCGGCAAGGAUCAGAAAAACGUAAGUCCGUACGCUGAUGCAAAACAUGGUUCCCAAGCCAAAACGAAACUGCUGGUGGGAGGAGCCGCCGUGGGAACCAGCAUCCUGAAAGCCAAAAGGCAGAUCUCGUUUGAAUGAAAACAACCGGUUUCAAGAGAGGUAUAUUAAAUUAUGAUCAGGUUGACUCUCAUGUCGAGUGAUUGGUUCGGCUCUUACUUUGGAUUGUUUGCGGGCAACAUUUAGAUUAUCGGACUGCGGUCUGUGUAGGCAUUUACUUAUUUUGGCAAAGCAAAUUAUUGAGUGUAAUUAAAGUUUUUUUUAGUUUUGUUCCUCAUCAAAUCAAGGUAAUCAAGUGAAAAAGGCUUGAAUUGGCUAAGUUAGCAAUAUUGAAUAAAGAAUUCCUAAUUUAUUGAAAUUUAAUUGAAAAUGA
This is a messenger RNA of Armigeres subalbatus, 3434 nucleotides long. RefSeq lists its product as uncharacterized. The record is from RefSeq and is a predicted model, not a curated record. The transcript is spliced from 7 exons. Bases 404 to 3142 code for a protein of 912 amino acids. NCBI's taxonomy places the organism in Eukaryota, Metazoa, Arthropoda, Insecta, Diptera, Culicidae.